Bacillus rossius redtenbacheri is the source of this 7008-nucleotide messenger RNA. RefSeq names its product piezo-type mechanosensitive ion channel component-like. NCBI's taxonomy places the organism in Eukaryota, Metazoa, Arthropoda, Insecta, Phasmatodea, Bacillidae. The coding region runs from base 115 to 6834 and encodes 2239 amino acids. The transcript is spliced from 42 exons. Gene Ontology annotation, cellular component: membrane. The record is from RefSeq and is a predicted model, not a curated record. Gene Ontology annotation, molecular function: mechanosensitive monoatomic ion channel activity.
GAUUUUUGUCGCUACAGCAUACAACACUGUAACUGUUUUUUGGAUAACCUGAUUAGUGCUGAAUUUUUUUUUUGUGAUACGAUUUUUUUACGAUCCAGACAGAAGUUUUAAACAAUGGGGAAACUAGCAUUUGUGUUGUUGAGAGUUCUUUUGCCAUUAACUUUGGGAGUUGGUGUCUAUUUUAGACGGAAUGUCAUGUCCAUUGUAUAUCUUCUGCUGCUUACUAUAUCUCCAUUUAUAAGACUUCCUACACUUACAAGAACAGGUCCAACUGAUGUCUUCUUGUACGUGGUCAUCGCAGUCAGUUUACUUAUGGUUUGCGGUCACAUCGCCUUCCACAUCGUGCUCGUAACGAUGCCUCCAUACGGACAUAUACUUCCAGAUUGCGAAAUGCUGGAGACAGUUUUCCGUCACAUGGGAUUCCUGAAGUUGAAUGAGGUUAAAGUAAUCACUGCUAUUCGUCUCGUGGCACCAGAUAUGGUGGCCCUCGUGUGCUCUGUGGUUGUCUACAUAAUCUUGCAUGUAAUCAUUCUUCCAGAGCUCGGUUGCUCGAAAAAAAAAACAUCCGAACGCUACAAAAACUUUCUUUUGUUUGUUGGGAAGUACCUGUCACUGCUGCUGUUGAUGACCGCGGCUGCCAUCAGGCCCUCAGUGCCCGGGGCUGUCUACCUGCUCGUCUUCCUCGGGGCCAUGAACUGGUGGGCGUGUAACCAGCCGCUGGGCACGGUGUUCGCCGUCUUCCUUCGCUCAGUCGCGCUCAUCAUGGCGCUGCACGUGGGCUGCGCGUGUGUGGUGCAGUGGCAGUAUGUCCAGGAUGCUGUCGGCGACCCCAGGAACUUCUACUUCCGCCUGUUUGGUUUGACGGUACUGAUGACAUCGAACUGUUCCAACAUACAGGAAGAUAUUUUUGUUCAAACUGACUGGGAUUAUUACGCAUGCCCUGUCAUCCAUAUGGUUACUUUCUACGUACUUUCUGUUGUAUCCUGCUUCAUGCUGGACUCGAGGCCACAAAAAAGGAAGCCAGUACAGCAGGCUCAAGCAAUAGGAAGUCUAAUGAUAAACAUGGAGGAAGAGAAACGAAGGCGCAGCACAGUUGGGUCAAUAGCCUUCGAAAAUGUCGAGCAAAUGUUGGAACAUGGAGAACCACGACAGAGCAGGAGGCCACCGGCGGAGAGUAGCGGACUGUUUCGGACCGUCUACUUCACUGAAGUGGUGCAAGCGGUGACACAGCUGGUCAUGGAGAACUCAUACGUAGCAGCGAGUUUUUCAAUGAUGGCGUGGAGCAUCACCCACCACAGCUGGGUGUCGUUCGUGCUGCUGGUGUGGGUGUGCCUGGCGUGGAUCCUGCCGCCCAACCAGCACUUCAACAUCCUGCGCUCGUCGCCGCUGCUCGUCGGGUACGCCCACCUGCUGCUGGGCCUGCACUACGCCUACAGCCUCGACCUGACGGAGGGGGAGCUCCCCGAGAACCCCGCCAGCCAGUUCAACCUGGUGCAGAUGGGCUUCAAGAGGCUCAAGCACUUCCCCAUCUCCCACAUCCUGAUCAAGUGCUUGUACACAUUCAGCUUCUGGAUUGUCUUGAAGCAGUUCACAGGAGAACGAGAAGUACGUCGUAAUUACGAACGCAGAGGAAGUUUGUUGGAGAGUCGUAACAAACUAGUUCAGCUCGUGGGUGAGCUGGUUGUGAACAGGAUGGCCAAAUACUGGAUCUGGUUCACUGGAGUGCUGUGGUUCAUGAUGGGCUUUCGUGGAACGCAGAUGACCAUCAAGCGCUUGAUCUACAUGUCGUUCUUUCUCAUCUACAUUUUGAGCUUCCAGCUCUUUUAUCGAUUUUGGCGGCGAAUGUUGUAUGUGACGUGGCUGCUGAUUGGGCUGUACUCACUGCUAGUGCUUAUCCUCAUAUACACUUUCCAGUUUGACUCCUUUCCAGACUUCUGGGAGAAACACCUAGGGGUACCACCUCACAUCCAAAGGGACAUCGGCCUGAGGCAGUACUCGUCCGGGCACGAACUGUUUGUGCACUUGCUGCCCAUGGUCCUGUUCAUUGCCGCGACCGUGAUCUACCUGCACUUGUACCACGACCGCUUCCUCGCCAUCACGAGCCCCAGCGCCCUCAGAGUGCCCAGGGCUGUCAGAGAUGAUUUAAGGCAGAAUGCUGCCAAAUUUUCAAAACUGGAAUCACCGGAGGUCCAGGCCAAUAACAUAAACUGGCGAGGAGGAGGUGCAGAGGACUCUAUGUUCCCGAAGAAGACACACGCCGGGCCACGCGAAGGAACCUUCAAGGCUUGGUUGUAUGGAUGCAUGAAGACUCUUCAGCAUUACUGGCCAAUAUGGAAAGAAUUGUUUUGGAGAUUUGCGUAUCUUUACCUAGGAAAAAUUUCUCUCUUGUUAAUUGGUGCUACAUGCAUAUAUGAUGUGUGCCCAUCCCAUUUCCUGUUCCUCGUAGCGGUAAUGAUGGCGCUCUUGCUUGGCCGUCGCUUCCACGGGCCAGCUAUCUGCUUCGUGUCGAUCGGAGUCUCCCUCUUCAUGAUGGCCAGGAUGAUCUACCUGGUCGACUUCUUCAACCACUCGCUUUACAAUGUCUACUGCUUGGAUUCAGAUGGCUACAACAUGUUUCCUGGGGUGUACCUCAACAAUGCAGAGUGGCUUGGCCUGUACAAGGUGGAUGAGCAUAUAUCUUUCUUGGACCUCUUCUACUUUUAUGCCGGGCUCAUUGCUGCUUUCUUGCUCCGGGCGUGUGCCAGGCAUCGCAUGGCCUUCGUGCUCACCGUGGAGCAAGCGGCCACCGGACAGAAGGUCAAGGCUCCAACCGUCAUGUUCCCCAAGAUUUAUCGCUUGAACGCGGAUAAAAGCCUCCCGCACUUCCUCAAAUUCUUGGUGAACUACGGGUUCUACAAGUUUGGCGUCGAGUUCUGCCUGGUGACGAUAGUGUGGCUAAUGGCGGUGCGGCUGGACGUAUACGCGGUUGUGUACGGGCUGUGGCUGUGCAUCAUGGUGUACCUCCCGAGGCGUGUGCUGGCCAGGGUGUGGACAGCUUUCGUCGUCUUCGUGGCUCUCAUCAUUUCCUUCCAGUACCUGAUGGCGAUCGGGCUGCCGUACAGCUCGUGCAUCGUUUACCCAUGGUCUGAAUCCCACAUAUUUAACAUCAUUCAAGAAUGGUUUCACCUAGCAGAUGUUUCGGUACCUCCUAAGUCAUACUUGUUAAUGUGUGAUAUUGUGGUGCUUAUAUCAGCGUGCCAUCAGCGUUAUGUGUUCUGGAUUGAGGCAGAAGAAAACACAAAGCCGUGUGAUGGUGGCAGCAACAAGGACAUCAGAGAUAAACUGGGCGAUCCAAACUACAUCAACCCGAUCCCUGACUUCUUUCCUAUAUCAGGGUCGUGGCUGGACUCCCUGAAGCGGAUCGCCUCCCAGGCCUUCCUGUGGCUGAGCCUGACCGCGGUGUUCUUCACCGCCGUGAACCGCGUCAACAUAUUCUCCUUUGGCUACCUGGGCCUGACGUUCUUCUACCUGUGGCACGGCGAGAAGCUGUACCUGCUGCCCACCCGCUCGAUCAUGUGGCAGUGGAACACGUGCCUGCUGGGCUACAACCUGGCUGUCAUGAUGUUGAAGAUGGUCCUGCAGAUCGUGGGCUGCAUGUUUGUGAGGAACCUCAUGGAGACAGCGUGCUGGGCCAUUGAGCUGCUGGGCAUCAGCUGCUACACUCACGACUCCCACUCUGAGCAGUCAGUCAGUGAGUGCCCUCUUCCAGAUACUUUUGCUGGACUCUGGUGGGACAUGCUGUGUUUCUCUGCGCUCAUUUUCACCCGACGCUUUUUCAUCAGCGGUUAUUUUCUCCACCUCGUUAAUGAAAUCAAGGUCAUGAUAGCACUCUCUGAUCGAGGAGCCUACUUGUAUGAGAAAUAUCAUGAGAAAAAAGCAGAGGAUAGGUUGAGGAAAGAAGAUGAAUAUUACGAAAGAGUACAAAGGAACAUGGAACGACUUAUCCAGAGACAAAAGAAAAUUCAAGGUCCGAAAUACCAGAAAUCUCCCUGGCACUAUGGAGUAAUACGUCAAGGUAACUACUACAUGUUUACGACCCCUGAAGAAGAUAUGCUAGAACAAGAAGAAACCAGUGAAGAGACAAUACUUUCGAAACCAACAGCUGAAGAUGUAUUGACAACUGCUUUCAAGACAGGCAUGGGGAAAGAGGCUGUAGUGGGCGACAUACGUCAAACAAGGAAGUUUACAGAAGUUGGUACCCGGGAGCCCGAAGAAACACCGGAGGAAACUCCUGAGGAAUCUGAAGGCUUUAGCUUGUGGGAGUAUAUGAAGUUUUUUUGGGCGUUGUUCGAAGGAUUGAUGGUGUCCCUGACUAUUGCCUUGUACAGGGCUUCCAGAGAUUACCUGUAUGUUUCACGCAUGCUGGAGUGGACAAAGAAUACUCUGAAGGCAAACCAUCAUUUCUUAGCUGGGACUCAUGAUAAAAAUGGUCUGUGGAAACCAGCAAAGCCAGUCGAAGAUUACUUGAGGGUUGUAGAGAACCCCGUGGACGAGAAGGACUUCAAGGCCCACAUCCAGCUGGACGAGAGCCAGUCGACCAUGGUGCUGCUGCUGUCGUCAAUGUUCUAUGUGAUGGUGUCGCACUCGCAGCUCGCCUGCUUCUUCAUCAUCUGCCUGGUGCAGAUCAGGUCGGCAUCGCUCAUGUCGCUGCCGCUGCCCCUCAUGGUGUUCGUGUGGGGCGUGUUCUUCACCCCGCGCCCCACCCGCAACUUCUGGGUUGUGCUGCUGGCCUACACCAAGGCGAUGAUAGUCGUCAAGUGCAUUUUCCAGUUCAGAUUCAUCCCUCUGGAACCACCGUUGGAAAACGACCACCCGUUCGAACUUGCUGGCAUCAUAGGGAUGGAGCGCUCCAUGAAUUACGUCACGUACGAGCUGGUCCUGCUCCUGACCGUGUAUUUCCACAGGUUGAUCCAGAAGUCUAUGGGACUGUGGGAAAAACAUCAUGAUGUACCAUCUUCGAACCAAUCUCACAAAAGCCAGUUCAGGGUUAUGGAGAGUGAGAUGAUGCACAGUCUGGUGGUUCCCACUGAUGUCUACACGUACAUGUUCUUCUGCAGCUUCAUCAAUUUCGUCGUUCUGCUGAUUGGAUUUGUUUCUUUUGGGAUGGACGAACCAGGGGGCAGCGUAAUAUUAAUAUUUGAACAUAACAGGAUACCAAUGCCGCUCCUAGUGCUGCUUCUGAUACAGUUCUUCUGCAUCAUCAUCGACAGAUGCAUCUACCUGCAGAGAGCUCGCCGCGCCAGGAUCAUCAUGCACUUCAUCCAGGUGGUGUUGACGCACUUCUGGCUGUUCUUCGUUCUGCCGGCAGUGUCGCAGCGGCCAUUCAACUAUUCAGUAUACCCACAAAUUUUCUACAUGGUGAUUGCCACAUAUUUUUUGUUCUCUGCAUAUCAGAUACGCUGUGGGAGCCCACUUACAAUUUCUGGCAAUGUCAUUUGUGGGGGCUACAGCCUGACCAACUAUGCUUUGUUCAAAGCGUACAUAAAUGUGCCAUUCCUGUUCGAGAUCAGGGGUGUAAUGGACUGGAUGUUCACGACGACCUCUAUGACCCUCUAUAACUUCCUGACGAUGGAGAGCAUCUACAACCACGUGUUCGAGCUGCAGUGCUACUCGGUCAUGGAGCAGCGGUAUGGGUACCCAUCAGGCACCAAGGUCCGGUCGCGCUACAAGUGGUGGUUGGGCGGCCUCAUCCUGGCCAUCAUCUUCACCAUCAUCUGGUUCCCGCUGAUCAUCUUCGCGAUCGGCAUGGCGGUCGGCAACCCCAACCCUCCGUACAGCAUGACCAUGCAGGUGGAUGCCACGGGCUACGCAUCGCUCUACGAGGCCCACUCACAGAACACGCAGAUUUACAAGUUGACACCCAAGAUGUGGAAGAAUAUGACUCGCCUGUACCAGCAGGACAGGAGAGCGAGCUUGUUCCUCAAGAACUACGAGUACACAGAUGUGUCGGUGAUAUAUCUAGACGCCAACUCCAGUUCAGUGUGGGAAGCAACGCCAGUGGACAAGCAAAUCUUCGAGAGAGCAGUGAUGAAUACAACGGAGCCGAUAACCUUCACCCUGACGUGGCGAGUGUUCCGCCCGAGCAAGGACAGCUCCCACACGGGUAUGAGCUCGGGCUACCGGAAGUGGACCUUGUCCGGGGACAGCCCCGAGAGGGCGGUGCUCUCCGAUGUGCUGCGGUACAACAGCAGCAAGGGGUUCACCAUGCCCAAGAUGUUGCCCAAGUUCCUGGAAGUCACAAACCAGGACACCGCCAAACCCAUCCCCUACCUGAUACCCGGCGCCUCCGGCAACAGGGAGGACGCGUUCCGCGACGUGAACCUGCAGCUGUACAUGGACAACCUGACGAGGCAGGACUGGUGGGAGAUGCUGGAGCAGGACUGCGACGCCCCGAGCCCGGCCCUCCUGGGAGAGCUGCCGCACUUCCAGCCCCACUGCCAGAACAACUACCUCUACACCUUCAACGAGAGGAUGAUGCCGCUCACUCUCACCAGGCUCGUCUCGGGACAAGGGAUCAUUGCAUUGUACUUCACGUUUGUGUACGUGAUCGGCCUCUUCAUCAGGUCCAUAGCGUUCGUUCCAGUCAACAAUAUAAUGUUCCAAGAGAUUCCAUACGUGCAACCUCUGCUACAGCUCUGCCUGAACGUGUACCUGGCGCGGGAGUACAGUGAUCUGAACCUCGAGGAGUACCUGUUCUCACAGGUGCUGUUCCUGUUCCGCUCGCCCGAGACGUUCAUCAAGUGGAUGCAGCCUCCUCAGUCGGAGGACGGCAGUGAUGCGACGAGUGCAACGUAGAGUGCCAGUCUUGACAAAAAAAUAAGUUCCUGUGGUUCCUUGCCUUUUUUUAUAUUAUUAUGUAUAUAAGUGUAAUAAACAGAUGUAAAUUUUACAAGUAAGUUGUUGGAAAAAUCUGAAUGACUGGAUACAUAUUUUUGUAUAGAUGAAAAUAUAAAUGCAGUGAAAGACCUA